AUGGAUUAUGGUUAUCUUUGCACAAUAGUAGAUCAUUCUAAUGAACCAAUAAUUGGAUACUGUUUCAAUUAAGAAUGUGAUAAACCUAAAUAAAUAUGUUUUGAUUGUUUUUCUAAAUAACAUUCUAGACAUUAAAGUGAUUGUUUGAGAUUCAAUCAAAUUAUAUAAAUGUUAUCUGAUUGCACUCUUAUCUUACAAAAUUUAGAAUAAUCAGAAUAAAAUAAAAUGUAAAUUAUAAUAGAUUAAUUCAAAAAAAAUAUGAAAUUCAUCUCAAGUGAAAAAGAUAGGUUGAUUAAAUUACAAGCAUAAUUGAGAAAUCAAGACUGUUCAUAAAUUCAAAAUCAAUUAGAAUAAUUAAAAUAAUGGAGAAACGUUACUUUGAAUAAAUCUGUAAAAAACAACAAUAUAGGUAUAUAUUUUAUUCUAUUUUUUAGGUAUUUAAUUAGAUGAGAUAAAAAAAUUUGAAAAGUCUUUUGAUUAGUUUUUUUAACCAUAUUUGAAUUCUCAGACUAUUUCAAUUAAACCAUUAGAAUAAAUUUCACAAAGUUCUAUGGAAAGAUAAAAUAGUAAUAAAACUUAAGAAUAAAAAAAUCCACCCUAAAAUGUAAAUUAAGAACAUCUAGCAUUAGAGUGUCUAACAUCAGGUUAAAUUAUAAAUUUAUUUUAGCUGUUGAUUUAUAUAAACAAAAUAAUUUCUAGGAUGCUUUAAAUUUUAUUAAUUAAGCUUUGAAAAUUAAUUCCAAUCUUGAGUAAGCAUAUUUGAUAAAGGGUAAUAAAAGUUAAUCUAAAAAUUAGGUCUUUCUUUAUUGCAUUUAGAGUAGUAUGAAGAAGCAGUAGAUUGCUUUAAUGAUUGUUUAAGAUUAGAUUUAAAGAUAGAAACAGUAUAUUAUCACAAAGGUAAGAAUUAGAAAUUUAAAUUAAUAGGUUUCUGCUUAUCAGCCCUUGAACAUUUUGAUGAAGCUAUUUAAAGUUAUGAUAAAGCUUUAGAACUUAAAGUUGAUCCAGAUUUUUAUCUGAAGAAAGGUUAUUUGUUAUUAUAAUUUUUAGCUUAAGCUUUAUAUUAAUCAUAAAAAUACGACAAAGCACUUGAAAUUAUAAAUAAAGCUCUAGACAUAAAUACUAAAUAACAAUAUUUGUAAUUGAAAGGUAAUUUUUUUAAUAAAAUUAAAGGGGCAAUUUUACAUAAAUUAGGAAAUUCUGUUUAAGAAUUAAAUUGUUAUUUAGCAGCACUUGGAUUAGAUUAAAAUUCAUCCUCAAUAAAUCAUAAUAUUGGUAUAAAAUUUGCUUAUCAAAAAGGAGUUGCUUUACAUUCUUUAGAAAGAUAUUAAGAAUCUUUGAAGUAUUUUGAUGCUGCUUUAGCCAUUGAACCUAAUUCACCUGAUUCAUUAUAUUAAAAAGGUUAUAUGAAUUAUAAUUUUAGGCAUCACUUUACUAUCUUUAGAAAGAUAUUAAUAAGCAUUAGAAUGUUUUGAAUCUGCAUUAAAGUAUGUAGAGAAACCAGAAUAUUUAACUAAUAAAGGUAUUUAAUUAUUAAUAAUUUAAUAGCUAAAACAUUAAACUUUCUAAAGAGAUAAAAUGAAGCACUAUAGAUUUUUGAAUAUGUUCGUUAGAAAUUUGGAGAAUGA
Molecule: messenger RNA, 1625 nt
Organism: Paramecium primaurelia
Lineage: Eukaryota; Ciliophora; Oligohymenophorea; Peniculida; Parameciidae
Source: the annotation of a GenBank genome assembly